CUGGGUGGUCUCCCUCUCUCUCCACUUUGGUGAGCUGUUGCUUAGCAGCUAAUAAUAGGAGAUGUUUGCAAAGUAAUUUGCCUCUUCCUCGGCCAAUGAGAACCAGAGCACUUUUCCAUCAAACCACCCUUUUCAGGAUUUGUAAAGAGGCUACCUUCUCCAAAUGUUACUGCUACAGGAUCAGAAGCAGACUAAGAAAUCUGCUCGCGACUUUCCUCUGGUUUAAAACGUUGUUUUAUAAGCUAUCGGGACGGAUGAAGACCGAAGGAUUUAUACGGAUUCGGGCACAUAAUGUUGGGAUGGAGUUGCAAGACUUUGACUCAAGGAAAGACUAGUGAAUAUUCUAACUUUUGUCCAGUGGAUGCGCUUAUUCUCUAUAUUGGAUUACUAUCGCGUCAGUUAAACGCAAAAAGUUUCUUAACUUUUUUCUGUGCUCCGUUUUCUCAUUUGGACUAUGGCCUCGGAUCCCAGAGUCCCCGGGGCCGGUGUUUUUGGAGAUUUACCCCCCAGUUAUACGCAUUCCCCGCCGGCUGUGAGCUCAGAUCUUCUCCGAAGACCUAGUUAUUGCCACGCCGCUGUCGCGUUAAAACAGAUUUCUAAGGGGAAGGCUGUGGGUCAGAAAGCGCCACUGUGGAUUCGGGCGAGAUUCCAGGCCCUCCUCUUUACUCUGGGCUGUCACAUCCAGCGACAUUGUGGAAAGGUCCUUUUCAUUGGACUGCUUGUGUUCGGUGCCUUUUCUGUGGGUUUGCGGGUCGCUGCCAUCGAAACGGACAUCGAGCAGCUAUGGGUGGAAGCUGGAAGCCGUGUGAGCCGUGAACUGCGCUACACGAAGGAGAAGCAGGGAGAAGAGUCCGUGUUCACCUCACAGAUGCUCAUACAAACACCUAAACAGGAAGGAACUAAUAUUCUAACCCAGGAGUCCCUGCUACUGCACCUAGAGGCUGCGCUCUCCGCUAGCAAAGUCAGGUUGUCCCUGUAUGGAAAGUCAUGGGAUCUAAACAAAAUCUGCUUCAAGUCCGGAGUUCCGAAGCAUAGGGGGGGGGGAAGGGGGAAUGUCAUGAUUGAAAGGAUGAUUGACAAGCUCUUCCCGUGUAUGAUUAUAACCCCUCUGGAUUGUUUCUGGGAAGGCUCUAAACUGCAGGGAGGCUCAGCCUACUUACCGGGGAUGCCUGACAUUCAGUGGAUGAACCUGGACCCUCUGAAGCUGAUGGAGGAGCUGAGCCAGUUCACCUCCCUGGAGGGCUUCAAGGAGAUGCUGGACAAGGCCCAGGUGGGACAUGCCUACAUGAACAGGCCCUGCCUCAAUCCCAGCGACUCCGACUGCCCAAACAGCGCCCCCAACAAAGAGCAACGCCAGAGUCCCGACAUUGCCUCUGAGCUGCAGGGUGGUUGCCACGGUUUCUCAAAGAAGUUUAUGCACUGGCAGGAGGAGCUGAUCCUGGGUGGCAGGGCAAAGGAUACCCAGAAUGCUUUGCAGAGUGCGGAGGCCCUCCAGACCAUGUUCCUGCUCAUGAGCCCCAAGCAACUUUAUGAGCAUUUUAAGGACGACUACGAGAUACACGACAUCAACUGGAACGAAGACAAAGCCACCGCUAUCCUGGAGUCCUGGCAGAGGAAGUUUGUUGAGGUGGCCCACCAGAGCGUCCCGCAGAACUCCUCGUCCAGCGUGCACGCCUUCUCCACCACCACGCUCAACGACAUCAUGAAGUCCUUCUCCGACGUCAGCGUCAUCCGAGUGGCCGGCGGCUACCUACUCAUGCUGGCCUACGCCUGUGUGACAAUGCUGCGCUGGGACUGUGCCAAGUCCCAGGGUGCUGUGGGGUUGGCCGGGGUGCUGCUCGUGGCUCUGUCAGUAGCAGCCGGUCUGGGACUGUGCUCUCUGCUGGGCCUCUCCUUCAAUGCAGCCACAACACAGGUGCUUCCGUUUCUGGCCUUGGGGAUCGGAGUGGAUGACAUGUUCCUGCUGGCUCACUCCUUCACAGAGACGGCGUCCAACAUCCCCUUCAAGGACCGGACGGGAGACUGCCUGCGCCGGACUGGCACCAGCGUGGCCCUGACCUCCAUCAACAACAUGAUCGCCUUCUUCAUGGCUGCCUUGGUGCCCAUUCCAGCCCUGAGAGCGUUCUCUCUGCAGGCUGCCAUUGUGGUGGUGUUUAACUUUGCCAUGGUUCUGCUCAUCUUUCCUGCGAUCCUGAGCCUGGACCUGCACCGCCGUGAAGACAAGCGGUUGGAUAUCCUCUGCUGUUUCUACAGCCCCUGCUCCUCGCGCGUCAUUCAGAUCCAGCCGCAGGAGUUCUCGGGGAGCGACAGCCACGGCCGCUCGCCGCCCACGCCCACCUUCACGGGCUCCACCAUCACCACCAGCACACACAUCACCACCACCGUGCAGGCCUUCACGCAGUGCGACGCCGCCGGCCAGCACAUCGUCACCAUCCUGCCGCCCACCUCCCAGAUCUCCACCGGCCCGGCAUCGGUCAUCGUGGGCCCUGCUUCGCCUCCCUCCGCACCCUCAGCCCCGCCCUCCCCCUCCGACGCCUAUGGCUCCCAGCUCUUCACCCCGUCUAGCUCCACGCGGGACCUCCUGGCCCAGGUGGAGGACCCCAAGGAAGGCCGCGACUGCGUGCCACUGCCCUUCUUCCGCUGGAACCUGUCCAGCUUUGCGCGGGAGAAGUAUGCGCCCCUGCUGCUUAAGCCCGAGACCAAGACGGUGGUGGUGGUGGUGUUCGUGGCGCUGCUGGGUCUCAGCCUCUACGGCACCACCAUGGUGCACGACGGCCUCUACCUGACCGACAUCGUGCCGCGCGACACCAAGGAGUACGACUUCAUUGCGGCCCAGUUCAAGUACUUCUCCUUCUACAACAUGUACCUGGUCACUAUGGAUGGCUUCGACUAUGCACGCUCCCAGCGCGAGCUCCUGCAGAUCCACAAUGCCUUCAACUCGGUCAAGUACGUGGUGCGCGACAGUGACCAGAAGCUGCCCCGAAUGUGGCUCCACUUCUUCCAGGACUGGCUGCGAGGACUCCAGGCCACAUUCGACGCAGACUGGGAGGCUGGCAGAAUCACUCACGACAGCUACCGCAACGGAAGCGAGGACGGCGCAUUGGCCUACAAGCUCCUCAUCCAGACGGGCUCCAAGAAGGACCCUUUCAACUACAGCCAGCUGACGUCCAGACGUCUGGUGGACGAUGACGGCCUGAUCCCGGCGGAGGUCUUCUAUAUCUACCUCACAGUGUGGGUCAGCAACGACCCCCUGGGCUAUGCCGCCUCCCAGGCCAACUUUUACCCCAACCCACACGAGUGGAUCCACGACAAGUACGACACCACCGGGGAGAACCUGCGCAUCCCCGCCGCCGAGCCGCUGGAGUUUGCCCAGUUCCCCUUCUACCUGAACGGCCUGCGACAGGCAUCGGACUUCGUGGAGGCCAUCGAGAGUGUGCGCGCCAUCUGCGAGGAGUUCAGCCGCAAGGGCAUCCAGAACUACCCCAACGGCUACCCCUUCCUGUUCUGGGAGCAGUACAUAGGCCUGCGCCACUGGUUCCUGCUGGCCGUUAGUGUGGUGCUGGCCUGUACCUUCCUGGUCUGCGCCCUCCUCCUCCUCAACCCCUGGACCGCCGGCGUGAUUGUGUUUAUCUUGGCCAUGAUGACAGUGGAGCUCUUUGGCAUCAUGGGUCUGAUUGGCAUCAAGCUCAGCGCCAUUCCCGUGGUCAUCCUCAUCGCCUCUGUUGGCAUCGGAGUGGAGUUCACCGUCCACAUCGCCCUGGGGUUCCUUACGGCCAUCGGAGACAGGAACACCCGCUCGGCCGUGUCCCUGGAGCACAUGUUCGCCCCUGUGAUGGACGGCGCCAUCUCCACUCUGCUGGGGGUGCUCAUGCUGGCCGGCUCCGAAUUCGACUUCAUCAUGAGAUACUUCUUUGCCGUGUUAGCCAUCUUGACGCUACUGGGCAUCCUGAACGGCCUCGUGCUGCUGCCCGUGCUUCUCUCACUCAUGGGCCCGCCGGCUGAGGUCACUCCGGCCGACAACGCCAGCCGCCUGGCCACGCCGUCCCCGGAGCCACUCCCACCUCCCAUGAGUCACCAUAGCUACUACAGCGGACACGACCUCAGGGGCGUGCGCCAGCAGGCCUUCUCUGAGUCCUCUGACUCGGAGUACUACUCGGAGACGACCACCACGUCGGGGAUCGGUGAGGAGGAGUACAAGUACUGCGACCGGAGCGCGUACAUCACAACGCCGGUUGGGGUGCCCACCUCGCGCAUCCUGCUCGAGGCCAGCAAGAACCCCAGCUUCCCCAAACUCACAGUGGUGAAGCCUUACAAUGAGACGCCGGCCAAGCUGAAAGGUCAGAUGAGCGAGUCAGCCCAAAACGCGGUCAACUCGGUCAGCUCGCAGAUCAGCCGAUGGGACGGCAAGCAGGAGUACCAGGGAGCCAGGAGGCAGCAUUUGCCCAGCGGCACGGCCCACUGCCCUGGGAGGACUAAUCACUCGGGCACCGGGUCUCAGCAGUGCCGCGGGCCGCAUCAAAACAGGACUAAGGUUCCGGGCCACAGCGCCGGAGUACUGCAGCGGCCCGGCAAUGCCGUAACCAUGGUUACCGCCACAGCCUCCGUGACGGUAGCAGUGCACCCCAGUUUGCCGGGGUCGUACCAGGGUUACAUGCACGAGGGCUUUGAAGACAGUGAACUGGACUCUUUUGAGGAGACUAAAAGGACUUCGCAGUCAUUUGGGAAAGCCACACAAUCUUUCAAGACAGAGUCUUUGGAACUCCAAGACCUGGAAUCUGUAGAAAAGAACCAGAAUGAAGCUAACCAGGCUCUAGGUGGUCCUUGGAUCCAAGCAGCCAAAGAUUGCUAGACGCUACCCAACCCCCCCCCCCCCCCCCCCCCACCCCUAAUGUUUUUGUCUGGAAUCUGUCUCUGGCUGUCUUUGGGAAGUCCCCACCUCCAGCCUCUCCACUUUGAACUGUACAUAGACCUCACAGACGAGAGGAUUUAUUUUAAGAAAAGAUAUUAAAAGGUCUUGUUUUUAAAAAUAUAUAUAAAUAAAUUUAUAAAUAUAUAUUUUAAUACUAAAAAGAGGGAAAACUUAUUUAAAAGAGUACUGUAUAACGUGUGUAUUCUCUUGUAUAAAAGUCAGAUGUAUAAGAGGAUUUGGGGGGUUGUCUCCCCCAGUGUAUAGAUACAAAUGUGCUAUAUGUAAAAAUGUAAGAGUGAAAUGGUAAAUAUUAGGUUAUUGAAAAUUAAAGGUCAGUGUUUCUGUUCUUAUUUUGCUGCUACACUUCAAAUUUGAAAUGGUUUGCCUUGAAAAUAUGCAGUACCCUCUUCCCCAAAUUGUAAAUUGAAAAAAAAAAAACAAGAUCUUACACUGCAGCCAAUAGCAGGCUUUUCUUUUUUAUUCAAAGGUGAUGCCUUGUCUUUGAUUGCACUGCACAAAUGCAAACAGGCAGAAACUCCAGGCCUCUGUUCUCACUCUCAUUCUCUUCCAUAUUUUAAAUAGCAAGUUAUCAUGUGGGAUUUCUUCCUUUUUGUUUUAAUGUUGUUGUUUUUUUCCAGACUUUGCAUCUGCAAAUGUAAAAAAAAAGAAAACGAUAGCAGCCAUUGUGCCUUCAUGAUGUUCUUUUCUGAUUAACUGUGCAUUCAAAUGUUCAUGUUUUUGUAUCAGGAUCUGGGUGUGCCAUACGAUCCCCUCAUCAGCCAUCUAAGAAACCAUACCUUCACUCUGUGGUUGCUUGUGGUCCCUUAUCAUUUAAGGGCAUUUUUUAUUUGUUCUGUUAUUGGUUUUUGUAAUUGUUGUUGUUGUUCACAAGUUAUGUCUAGAUGGUAAAAAAACGAUUGAAAGGGACUCAGUUAACAGUAGCUGAAUCCCCUCUUGUCUUGGUUCUUAGUUGAUGAUGCACACAUGCACAUUUCCUUUGUCUGUUACCUGAACAGUUUUCGUUUUCAAAAGUCCUGUGGGCUUGGCUGUGAUGGGUGGUGCGCAGCAGGGUGGAUGCUCCGCCACUGACUGCACCUCCCUCAGCCUCUCCCAUCACUACGCUGUCACCUCAUCUCCGUGUCAUUUUGCAGUUGACGUGUUUUAUACUACUUGAAGGAGUCGCAAGAUAAGCCUUUUGGGGUUUUUUUUGUUUUGUUUUCAGUUGUGUUUUUUUUUUUUUCUUUGGUUAUUUUAAGUAGUUGGGUGCACUGAAAGUCUGUCAUUCCAUCUCUCAUCCCACAGGGAGACUCGGGCGGAGGCAAUAUGUGACAGAUUUUCUCUUUUUUUUCCACCCAAUUUCCUUCUGAAAGGGAAUAUACAUGCAAAGGGAGUUUUUUUUUUGUUGUUUUUUUUCUAUUGUGUUGUUUUACUCUUGUUGGCUGCUGUAGGGUUGCGGCGUCCACUGCCGAGGCUUCCACAAGGCCAGGGAGGGAGGGAGGGCAGGCAGAGGGUUUGCCGUGGAGUGGGCCUUGGGCUUCUCUGGUGCUCCUUACUAAGGCAGACACAUGGUGUGGCUCAAGACAGUGUGUCUGUGAAGGCUUUACUAUUAUGUAUACCUUCAUGCAGUGCAGUCUUUCUUGAGGUGGGAGGAGGUGUGGGGAGCAAGGCAAACUCAACUCAAACACAUAUUUCAGUAUUGGUCACAUCACUGCCAGUUAUAUUAAAAUAAAAGCAGGGACAUGUAUUAGAUUUAAGUGGCAGCUUAUGUUUUUGUAAGACGAGAAACUUUAAGUAGCUACUGAAUCGCGAAAAGGAACUAAACAGAGUCAAAAAAUCAUCCUACAUUCACAGCUAAACUACAGGAGUGUAAAUUAUAGGAAGUAAAGGGCAGGGGUGGGGGUCCUGCAUAGGGUUUGUAGUUUUAUUUGAAAUGUAUGUCAUGCCAUAUAAAUUAUUUAAAUUAAAUUUUUAUUUUUGUAGUUUGUACAGAUGUUAGUCAUUUAGACUGAAGUUCUAUUUUUAAAGAGUAAAUAUAUUAUAAAUAUAAAUCUAUCUAUAUAUAAAUAUAUAUAUAAUUAUAUCUAUUUGUUGUUGAGGUUUUUGUUUUGUUUUUUGAUUUUGUUUUGAGGCCAGGGGAAGGCAUCUAUAGUGGGUAGAAAAGGGGUGUUCUGCCCAUGUUUUACUUGUUUUGGAGAGAACAGCACACUUGGAAUAUGAAGGAGAGGUGACGCUGUCCACCUUUGUGUAGUUUCCCGGCCUUUCCUUCUCCAUGAAAAGUUGAUGGUUUGGUUCUCUUUUUGUGUCAAUGUCUAAAACACUGUGACUUCAGAAAAGUAUGUUCAACAAACAACAACAGAACUCUUGUGUGACCAUCAUUGUCCUUCACCCUUUAUAGGAAUUUAACUAACAAAAUACA
Messenger RNA from Alosa sapidissima (American shad), 7325 nucleotides. RefSeq names its product patched 2 (gene ptch2). Gene Ontology annotation, biological process: smoothened signaling pathway. Gene Ontology annotation, cellular component: plasma membrane. Lineage: Eukaryota; Metazoa; Chordata; Actinopteri; Clupeiformes; Clupeidae. The record is from RefSeq and is a predicted model, not a curated record. Gene Ontology annotation, molecular function: smoothened binding; hedgehog receptor activity; hedgehog family protein binding.